Durusdinium trenchii is the source of this 921-nucleotide messenger RNA. Lineage: Eukaryota; Dinophyceae; Suessiales; Symbiodiniaceae. The record is from the annotation of a GenBank genome assembly.
AUGUCCUGGGGUCCAGAGCUCCAUCUCACCCUGGUCUUCGAUAGCCCCCGGCGCCUGGCACCAGCGAGCUGGACUGUGGACAGGCCUGAGGGGGAGGAUGUGCUCAAGUUCCUGGGCUUCCACCAGUCCAUCUUACAGGCCUUGACGCCUCAUCCUGUGACGUUUCUGGCUCAUUCACGGGACGAGACCUGCUUCCAGCGAGGCACCGUGGGCUUUCGUUCCUUUCGCUACGACAUGAAGGACCCACAGAUGGGCCAGCAGGAGGUGGCCCUCUUCCGGCGGGCGCUCGCACGGGCGGCCGAGGGAGGCCAUGGGGCUAAGCCACGCAGGGCAUCAACGCAGAGGCUGGUGCUGAUGAUUCGCAGGGCCAAGGGCCAGCCGCGGCACAUCAGCAACCUCGGGCAGCUGGAGGCCUCCUUGAGGAGAUCCAGGAGCCGCUGGGUGGUGGAGGGCCGAGCCUUGGAGAGCCUUUCGUUGCUGGAGCAGUUCUCCUUAGCCUCCCAGGCAGAUGUGCUGGUGGGUGCGCACGGUGCCGGCUUGGCGUGGAUGGUGGCGAUGCACCCAGGUUCUGCCGUCACGGAAUUGAUGCCGCCCACCUUGCCUGGCUACAUCGCUUGCAUUGAGACCUGGGACCAUCCACGGAAUCUCCGACACGGCAUCUAUGGGGGCCUGGCACACACUGUGGGACAGCAUCACAUUUGCCUCCGAGGCAACGCGACGGCCUUGGCGGAUCCUUUUGAAGUGGAUAACUUUCGAGAAAGGUCCUUUGAGAUUCCGCUCAAAGUGGUCCUCCGCCGUAUUCACGAGGUUUACCAAGCGUUCUUGGUCAAAACAUGCGCGGCGUGCACGCAAGGCGGCGCGAAGUGUUUUUCUUGCCUUUUUUGGAAGCAGCGGAGUGGCCAGAUAAAUGGGUUGUGGUGA